Mucor mucedo is the source of this 2256-nucleotide messenger RNA. RefSeq names its product fungal-specific transcription factor domain-containing protein. The record is from RefSeq and is a predicted model, not a curated record. Gene Ontology annotation, biological process: regulation of DNA-templated transcription; DNA-templated transcription. Gene Ontology annotation, molecular function: DNA binding; DNA-binding transcription factor activity, RNA polymerase II-specific; zinc ion binding. Lineage: Eukaryota; Fungi; Mucoromycota; Mucoromycetes; Mucorales; Mucoraceae. The transcript is spliced from 4 exons. Bases 59 to 2221 code for a protein of 720 amino acids.
AUUUUCGAAUCUCACUCUUUUUUUUUUUUGUGUGUGUGUGUGUAUUGUCAUUACAAGAAUGCCAGAGGAGGCGAAUAAACGACAACGUGUUAGUAAAGCAUGCGAACAAUGCCGACGAAAGAAAGUCAAGUGCGAUGGAGUGCAAGCGGUUUGUAGUAACUGUGCUACUUUAGGUUUAGCCUGUACAUAUAAGGAAUCCACGAAAAAGAGAGGACCACCCAAGGGAUACAUUGAGGCAAUUGAAGGUAGAUUACAUCGAUUAGAAGCAUUAUUGGGCAGCAUUAUUCAAGAGGAUGAUCCACGAUCCCAGGCAAUUUUGGCUGAAUUGAAUUCACCCUUGGAAACGGCGUACGGUGAAUUGGUCAGACCACGCCCAGCACGCUCACACUUUGACGAGAGUAAGAACCCGGAAGCGAUUAUUCACGACACACCCAUCUUGAUUGAUUCACCGACACACAAGCGAAAUGGGGAAACAACCACUGGAGAGAAUCCUAAUGAUAAUUUGGGUAAUUUAUCGAUCGAUGAAAGUGGACAGUUACGUUACUAUGGUAAAUCAUCUGGUUUUUACAUGCUACGUAGUAGUAAGAACUUUCAAAAUGGAGCAUUUCAUUUCAACUCAAGAGGAUAUCAUCGUAGCAAAAAACAGGACGGACAAAAUAUUCUGCCAAAUCCAUUAGCCGUGGAUCCUUACGAAUUACCACCGCCUGAUUUGGCUAAAAAUCUGAUGGAUCUCUAUUUCACUCAUUUCUAUCCAUUUUUACCCUUGCUUCACAAGAAAUCAUUCCUCGCUUCACUCAAUACAGAUCAUCAACCUCCUCCCUUGUUAUUAAACGCAAUCUACGCAGUAGCUUCCCGUAUCUCACCCGAUGUCCGCGUCAGAUCAGAUCCUACUUUACGUGAUACCGCUGGUGAUAUCUUUUUCGAAAGAGCUCGCAUCUUGCUUGACCUUGAAUGGGACGAUUUUAGAGUAUCCACCGUCCAAUCACUUUUGCUCCUAAGUAGUCAUCAAAACGGAGCUCUCAAGAAUAUUCGUGGUUGGUUGUACAGUGGUCUAGCCUUCCGCAUGUGUCAAAACUUGGGUCUGAACAGAAACUGUGAUUCGUGGAAUUUAUCGGAUGAAGAAAAAGAGGAACGCAAGCGCGUGUUUUAUUGUUGUUUUGUGGUCGAUCGUUUAACCUGUGCAAUGCAUGGCAGAGCACCCAUGAUUGAUGAACGGGAUCUAGAUACACCUUACCCUUCAGAAGUGGAUGAAGAUGAUAAACACAAUAAGCCUACCAUCAUGGAAGAUUUCCAUCAAUUGAUCAAACUCUGUGAGAUAUUGGGUGAUAUUCUAUGUCAAUUAUACAUGGUACAAGGUCGUAAACAAGUCAGUAUGAUGGCAUCUCCAGAUACUGUCAUUUCUAAACUAGAUCGUGCCUUGAAUAAAUGGAUGGCCAAAUUACCUCCUUGGUCUCAAUACCGUGUUCCUAAUACUCGUAUGGCUGAAAAGGCACCCGCUCCAAAGUUAGAACUAUGCCAAAUUCACAUGCUCUUUUACACUUCCUUGAUCCUGUUACAUCGUCCCUUUAUCCCGGGUCCUACACAAACAGGAACUCCGUCCGUCUUUCCAUCUGCCUCCAUCUGUACAUUUGCAGCCAAUAAGAUUCUGGACAUUGUGGUGUGUUUAAUGGCAGAAGGAAGAUUGAAGAAUGUCAACAAUUAUGCCCUGUAUUUCAUGUUUACCGCAGGUAUCAUCUUUAUCAAUGAUGCCUUAUCUUCCGAUAGCAUGUUUGCCUUUGAAGCUAAAAUCAGUAUUAACAAGAUUAUUCGUGCCAUGGAUGAGGUGGAAGCUACUUGGAUCACUUCUGCACGUCAUUGUAAUAUCUUGGGUGAAUUGGCCGGCUUGCGUGAUAUUAAUCUUGAGAAUGUGGAUGAAGGUUAUCAUCGUGAUCCAAAAUCCAAUACAGAUCAACAUGAAUCACUUUCUAUUGCAGUGCCUAAUUCACCUGUCUUGAGACCCUCUGGUCCUACUCACCUUCAACAACAUCAACAUCAGCAACAACAGCAACAACAUCAGCAACAACAACAUCAACAACAACAACAACAGCAACAACAACAUCAUCAACAGCAACAACAGCAACAACAACAGCAACAACAACAACAACAGCAACAACAACAGCAGCAACAACAACAGCAACAGCAACGUCAACAAGGAUCAAGAUCUCAAACACCCAUGUGGUAGUCUUUUUUAUAUAUUUUUUUAUAUAUUUUUAUUUU